Molecule: messenger RNA, 1830 nt
Organism: Trypanosoma conorhini
Lineage: Eukaryota; Euglenozoa; Kinetoplastea; Trypanosomatida; Trypanosomatidae
Product: putative DNA repair protein
Exons: 1
Coding region: 1-1830 (609 amino acids)
Biological process (GO): resolution of meiotic recombination intermediates; DNA catabolic process; mitotic intra-S DNA damage checkpoint signaling
Cellular component (GO): nucleus; Holliday junction resolvase complex
Molecular function (GO): DNA binding; 3'-flap endonuclease activity; crossover junction DNA endonuclease activity
Source: RefSeq, a predicted model, not a curated record
AUGUCCGACCGCUGCCUGACGCACAACGAGCGGCUGGCUCGCCACAUGGAGCGUGCGUCGCCAGGGCGCUUCGCAGAAUUCUGCGCCGCCCUGCGACGCUACCCGCUGCCGGUCACAAGCGGCGCGGCAGCCACGGUGCUGCGUGGCGGCUCUGCGGAUGCCGUGAGGGCGGUCGACGCGUACUGCUGCGCACCGCAGCAGCGCCGCCAAGCACCCGCGUGCGGUGGCACUGAAGUGGACGUGACAUCGCCCCCGCCCGGUCCGUCAGGGGGCAAUGACCGCACGGCGGCAGUCCCCUCGCCGUUCCGCUGCCUUAAGCUGCGGCGCCUGGAGGGCGGUGCGUCGCUGCCGUGGCCGCUGCGGCGAGGCGGGAGCGCCGACGGCAGCGCUCUCCGCGCGGACGACAGCGACUUUCUUUUCACGCUGCUGGGCCCGUCGUGCCCGCCUGGCGGGGAACUUCGCACGGGUUGCUUGUCGCCGCCGGUCACUCGCCGCGGCGCCGGCGCCCAGCCGAUGGUGCAGCAGCUCGGCCUGAGGGAGGCACGGUCGAGGUGCGCCUCCCUCGGCCUCCUCACAGCCGGCACAAAGAAGGUCCUCCUCGCCCGGCUGCGCCGGCACGACGUUGCGCAGCGGGCAGGGCCGCCGGCACAGCCGGAGCGGGUCGGCGGGGUGCAGCCACAGCAGCCGGUGGAGGGCGGGGGGGCUGGCGGCGCGCCGCCCAGGCGAUUCACAUCGACGCACGAGGAGCAGCUCGGGCACUCGCAGCGGCUGCGAACGCCGUUCCGAUCGCCAUCUGCCGGCCGCCAGCCGCCAUCGCCCUCGCCCUCCGGGGGGCAGCUGCAGGCACGCAGGCUCGUGGGCACCCCCCAAGAGUUCGUUGCCGCGCUAAUGCACGAGGCGAGGCGGGAGACCGGCGGUGGUGGGCCUCUGGCUCCCCUCGCUUCGGGGGAAACAGCCGUUCAGUGGCAGUGGCGGGUUCUUGUCGACAACCGAGAGCGCAUCCACGGGGCCCAUGAGAACGUGAUGAAGGCCUUCGCGACGGCCGGUGUUCCCGCCGCGUCCUGCACGCUUCCGUGCGGCGACUUCCUGCUUGGAAUCGACGUGCCCGGCGGAGCUUGUGGGAGCCACGGCACCCACCCAACCGCGCAAGAGAUGAGCAACCCCGGCGCCAUCCACCCAGCCGCAGCUGCAGUUGAGGGGGAGGAUGCCCCUGCGCGGAACCUCUUCCCCGUUGUGGUGGAGCGCAAAACAGUAAAGGAUCUCUGUGCAAGCAUUGCGACACCGCGCUACUAUGAGCAGCGGCGGCUACUUUCUGCCUCGCCGUUUCGGUCGGUGGUGUGGGUGGUGGAGGGGAGCACAGAACAGCUGCGCCCCGAUGAACGGCGUCGGGUCUUGUCGGCGUGCGCCUCGCUUGCGGUGGUGUCACGCUUCCGUGUGAUCCGCACACGCCACCUAAAGGACACCGUAUCUUGGUUGCACUCCCUCGGUGCCGCCUACGUUACGGCGCUGGCAAAAGCCGCGGGGGGUGACGCACGACGGCCGCAGCUGGCCGACUUUACGGCUUGCAUCAGCGUGGCCGCAAGGAUAAAGCGAGCACUACGCGCGCGCACCACCUUUCCCCGUAUGCUUAUGUGUGUUCGCGGAUGCUCCUCCGGGCUGGCAACACGACUUGCGUGCAAAUAUGGCUCCCUCCUGCAGCUGUGGAGGCGAUUGAGGCGUUACGGCCGUGAGGCGUGCGACGCGGACCUGGAAGUGCGCCGCCUGAGCAGCGCGCAGCGGGACGUGUACGUGCGGCUGACGGAGUUUCUCCUUGCGGAGGAGUACUGCUGA